GAGAGAGAGAGAGGGGCCUGUGUAUUGUAUGUGAGAGCAGCAGCAGCAGCUCAGACUCUGCAGCAGAAUCUCUGUAGCUGCAUCACAGCAUCCUCACCGUCCGUGAUGCCUUCACGGCCAAAGCCUCUCUGCGCCGCUGCGUCCACUUGACAACACCGCGCAGACAUGAAGCUGAUGAGCCCGGACACUGUUCUACACUAAAGCCCAGCCCGGAGUGCUCCAGCCCCGCACCGAGACGAAAGAAAGAAAGAAAAAAAAAGAAGAAGAAGAAGAUAAAAAAAAAAGAGAGAGUGAAGAGAAGAGAGGGAUUUUUUGAUGGAAAAUGGCGAUAGGAAAACGUUCCUGCAGCGCCGUCUGCCUGCUGUCUCUCCAGAUGAUCAUGAUCUUGUUCAGCGCGUCGUCGUGGCCCGGAGCGGCGGCUCUCACCUUCCCUCAGCAGUACACGAUAAUGCACUGGGCCCGGAGGAUCGAGCAGGAGAUUGACAGAGUCUUUCAACAAAUCACCGGCGCUCAGCAGCUGAAAGGGAUCUACAACGAAGAGAGAAGACGAUUUGCUCUCAUCAGAAAUCAUCCUCGGAAGAUUGUGGAGAAAGUGGCUUCAGACAUCGAGAAGCUUCUGGCUAAGAAACGCAAAGCCCUGGUUAGGUUGGCCAGUGAAGCAGAGCGACUGCAGCGGGAGCAUCCGUGGCAGGAUGGAAUCAAGGAACUGGACAUGGCCUACUACGACUCCAAGGCUGCAGUGGAUUAUUAUUCCCUGGAUGGGGAGGGGGAGGUGGAGAACCCCUCCCACAUCAAACUGGAGUUCGUUUACGAUCCAAACUUCAAGAACAACGUCAACUACUCGUACACGGCCGUCCAGAUUCCCACAGAUAUUUAUAAAGGAGCACCCAUCAUUCUGAAUGAGCUGAACUGGACUCAGGCGCUGGAGAAGGUCUUCAUGGAGAACAGUCGGGAGGAUCCGUCACUGCUGUGGCAGGCGUUUGGGAGCGCCACCGGAGUCACGCGCUACUAUCCAGCUACACCCUGGAAAGCUCCAGAUAAAAUUGACCUGUACGAUGUGAGGAGGAGACCCUGGUAUAUCCAGGGAGCCUCGUCUCCUAAAGACAUGGUGAUUCUCGUCGAUGUGAGCGGCAGUGUGAGUGGACUCACACUAAAACUGAUCAAAGCAUCGGUGAUGGAAAUGUUGGACACGCUGUCUGAUGACGACUACGUCAACGUGGCCAGAUUUAAUGAGAAGGCCGAGGCCGUGGUCCCGUGUUUCAAACAUCUGGUUCAGGCCAAUGUGCGGAACAAGAAGAUCUUCAAGGAGGCGGUGCAGCAGAUGCAGGCCAAAGGAACCACCGACUACAAGUCCGGAUUCCAUUUUGCAUUCAACCAGCUUUUAAACAAAACAAAUGUCCCCAGAGCCAACUGUAAUAAAAUCAUCAUGUUGUUCACUGAUGGAGGAGAGGACAGAGCCCAGGAGGUCUUCAUGCAGUACAACUGGCCCAACAAAACCGUUCGGGUGUUUACCUUUUCUGUGGGUCAGCAUAACUAUGAUGUCACACCCUUACAAUGGAUAGCGUGUACCAACAAAGGUUACUAUUUCGAGAUCCGUUCCAUCUGUGCCAUAAGGAUUAACACCCAGGAGUACCUUGACGUUCUGGGUCGCCCAAUGGUUCUGGCCGGCAGCGAUGCCAAACAGGUUCAGUGGACCAAUGUGUACCAGGAUGCUUUGGGUCUCGGCAUGGUCGUCACUGGAACUCUGCCUGUGUUUAAUCUCACCAUGGAUGGAAACCUACAGGUAACCAAACUGGUCAUGACGUCACAGCAGCUGUGAGCGUUUUUCUCUGCA
This is a messenger RNA of Cynoglossus semilaevis (tongue sole), 1834 nucleotides long. RefSeq names its product voltage-dependent calcium channel subunit alpha-2/delta-2-like. The coding region runs from base 323 to 1819 and encodes 498 amino acids. NCBI's taxonomy places the organism in Eukaryota, Metazoa, Chordata, Actinopteri, Pleuronectiformes, Cynoglossidae. The transcript is spliced from 16 exons. Gene Ontology annotation, molecular function: voltage-gated calcium channel activity. The record is from RefSeq and is a predicted model, not a curated record. Gene Ontology annotation, cellular component: voltage-gated calcium channel complex.